AAGGAAAGGGAUGGUCUUUGUGCGAGGCUUGAUGCAAUCCACACGCGGUUUGGCCGACGACCAGCGCCCCACCAGCACACUUUCACCACCUGGAGGACGGAAACGUGACCGUCGCGGACUUCCUCUCGCCUUCUGCUGCUGAGGAGCGCCACUUAAACACCAUGGCUCCUGCUGCGUUGAGCACCAACUCGAACGGCGCCACAAAUGGGGCGUCGGGCAAAGGCGUCCACCAGCAGCAGGAGAUUCAGUGUGAUGCACCACCACCAGUGAAGGUUACGACGGUUGAUCAGCUGCAUGCCCUGCAAAAGAAGACUAAACCAGCAACUCCGCGAACUCCUCAAACUCCAGAAGAUGCAGACAGAAGCGACUCAGCUCUCAAGUCAAUCAGUGCAUCUCUUGCAUCAUCAUCCCGCUCAAUUGGGCCUCAGGUCGUGAAGGGUGAUCCGGCAAACCAAAGACGGGAGUCUUUCCAGCAAGUUUCAGUUGUCCCAGCCAGGCCUCACAUCAGUGACAGUGCAAUCAAGCUUACCCAUAUUCUGUACAAUCUCUCAGCAGCUGAACUUUACGAGCAAGCUCUGCGCUAUGAAAAGGGUUCCUAUAUCACAUCUACGGGAGCUCUUGCUGUCCUCUCCGGGGCAAAGACAGGAAGAUCGCCAAAAGACAAGCGAGUUGUUAAGGAAGAGACCUCUCAGGAUGACCUGUGGUGGGGAGAGGGCUCUCCGAACAUUGAGAUGGACGAGCAUACCUUCAUGAUCAACAGAGAACGAGCUGUGGAUUAUCUGAACUCGCUUGAUAAGGUGUACGUGAACGACCAGUUCUUGAAUUGGGAUCCUGACAACCAGAUCAAGGUCCGGAUUAUAUCCGCAAGAGCCUACCACUCUCUCUUCAUGCAAAAUAUGUGCAUUCGGCCGUCAGCAGAAGAGCUAGAGAACUUUGGGGAGCCUGACUUUACCAUCUACAAUGCUGGCAUGUUCCCUGCCAACCGUUUCACGCACUAUAUGACAUCGUCCACGAGCAUCGACAUCAACAUCAAGCGGAAGGAGAUGGUCAUCUUAGGGACGCAAUACGCGGGGGAGAUGAAGAAGGGGCUCUUCUCCCUCAUGCACUACCUCAUGCCGAAGAGGGGGAUCCUAUCACUGCAUUCAGGCUGCAACAUGUCGAAAGAUGGCAGCGUUAGUCUCUUCUUCGGACUGUCAGGCACUGGGAAGACCACUCUCUCGACGGACCCCAACCGCUACCUGAUCGGCGACGACGAGCACUGCUGGACGGACAACGGCGUCACCAACAUCGAGGGGGGGUGCUACGCCAAGGUCAUCAACCUGUCCGGCGAGAAGGAGCCCGAGAUCUUCAACGCCAUCAAGUUCGGCACCGUGCUGGAGAACGUCGUGUUCGACGAGCACACCAGGAUCGUCGACUACGAGGACAAGUCUGUGACGGAGAACACCCGCGCCUGCUACCCGAUCGAGCACAUCCCCAACGCCAGACUCCCAUGCUCGGGCCCCCACCCCACCAACGUCAUCCUCCUGACCUGUGACGCCUUCGGGGUGCUGCCGCCCGUCAGCAAGCUGUCGCACGCGCAGACCAUGUACCACUUCAUCAGCGGCUACACUGCAGUGGUCGCGGGAACGGAGGACGGCGUGAAGGAGCCGACGGCGACGUUCUCGGCCUGCUUCGGCGCCGCGUUCAUCAUGCUGCACCCCACCAAGUACGCGGCCAUGCUCGCGGAGCGGAUGCAGCAGCACGGCGCGACCGCCUGGCUGGUCAACACGGGCUGGGCGGGCGGCGCCUACGGCGUGGGCCAGCGGAUGAAGCUGAGCUACACCCGUAAGAUCAUCGACGCGAUCCACGACGGGUCCCUGCUCAAGGCCCAGUACACAGACACGCCCAUCUUCAACCUGCACGUGCCCGCCUCGUGCCCGGGGGUGCCCGCCGACCUGCUGAAGCCCGAGACGCAGUGGUCGGACAAGGGCGCGUACCAGGCGACGCUGAGUAAGGUCGCCGGGCUGUUCGUCAACAACUUCAAGAAGUACUCGACGUACUCGGUCGGAGGGGACGACAAGCUGACGAGGGAGAUCCUGGCCGCGGGGCCUCAAGUUUAGGGCUGUUUAGAGGGCCGGUCUGUCAGUGGUUGUAGUUCGGUUGCAGCUCAGUAGUCGAAGGCGUAGGGGCGUGGUCCGUUUGGAUGCACGCAUUGUUCGAGUCGUUGAUCCACUGAGUUUGUAUUAAGGGAUUGAACUCGUCCCGCCCAUUCCCUAACUAGACGUUUACUUUUGGUAAUGGCAGCUUGAGGCAAAUGUUUAUAUCUGAGAAUGUGUAGUCAAUCCCAUAGACGCUUCGCAAACAGACCCCUCAAUAAGGUUUCCCCUUAGUACGAUUCCAGCUUAGGGUUUUAAUUUACAGGGGCGAUGGAAGAAUAUCAGAUUGAGAUCAGAAAGGUUUCUUUGACUUUGAGCUUAAUCAAUCGUUUAUCGAUGUCUUUCAGUCCGCGGUUGAUACGACUGCAAUUGUAAGCCUCAUCUAGGCUACCUGCAAAC
Messenger RNA from Klebsormidium nitens, 2534 nucleotides. NCBI's taxonomy places the organism in Eukaryota, Viridiplantae, Streptophyta, Klebsormidiophyceae, Klebsormidiales, Klebsormidiaceae. The record is from the annotation of a GenBank genome assembly.